Messenger RNA from Pocillopora verrucosa, 1253 nucleotides. RefSeq lists its product as uncharacterized. Gene Ontology annotation, biological process: anatomical structure morphogenesis; cell differentiation; regulation of DNA-templated transcription. NCBI's taxonomy places the organism in Eukaryota, Metazoa, Cnidaria, Anthozoa, Scleractinia, Pocilloporidae. Gene Ontology annotation, molecular function: zinc ion binding; DNA-binding transcription factor activity, RNA polymerase II-specific; protein dimerization activity. The record is from RefSeq and is a predicted model, not a curated record.
CCCGAAAAAUAGUUGACAAACUCGCAUAUGUCAAGCAAAAGAUGGUGCAGAAAGAAAGAGAGAGUGCCAUAAGAGAUGAACUUCAAAAUCUGAGUGCAAUUUUACCUUGUAAAGACUUGAGAAAUGGUCAUCCUUCAAGGAGGGAAAUACUUGAAACUGCAAUUAGUCACAUCAUGCAGCUUCAAGAAAACAUUAGAGAGGCUUAUCUCCAGAGAGGACUGAAAACAGAGGACUUGCAAGCUAUGUUACAAAACAGUGGCAUGUCCAGCUUGAACCAAAACUGUUUUCACAGCACAGCUGGGAAACAAAGUGAUGCAGCUAUGUUCUCUGAGGCAUCUAACAGCCUUUGCAGCACCCCUGAACUUGUCAUUGAAGAAAGCAUGGCAGCAAGCUCUGCAUCACCAUUCUCAGAUUUAAGCAGCCAAGGGUCAGAGAUAGAAGAGGAGGCUGUAGCUCGCCCCUCUGAAAAUGAAAGCACUACUGAAACACCUGUUAAUUAUAUCAAAAGGCCCAUGAAUGCUUUCCUUUGGUUUAGCAAACAAUACCGUGGAGAAUUCAAGACACAGUAUCCUGGCAGAGAUAACCGGGAGAUUAGCACCAUUCUUGCUAAACAUUGGAGAAGCAUGAUCCCUGAGCAGAAGGAGCCAUUUAAGGAGAGAGCAAGGGAAGAUAUGAGAAGGACAAGAGAGACAUAUCCAGAUUUCAAGUACUGCAAAACCAGGAAAGAAACAACCCUGGCCCAAGCCUCAACCAACAGAAGUGAGAAGCCAGAUGGUUGGGGUCAAGGAUACAGGAUUGGUUCUCACAAUCUACGACACAGAAAUACCAUUAUAAACACAACUGCAAAUGGCAAAGGAAAAACUCCUGUCACAAAGAAGGUAGAUGCUUCUUGCAAACAAAGUAAUUUGAAACCAAAAGGUCAUCAGACAAAAGUUAAGUCAGAAACAACUGCACCAGGGAUAACAGAGAAAGCAAGCACCUCUGCUGAAGAUGAAGUGAAGAUGAUAACAAAAGGAGUUACUCAAAAAGAAGAUGGAGACCAAGUUAGCAACUGUCUCAAAGACCAGAUCAAGAGUUUAUGUCAGGAUGGUGCCUCUGGAGCUGAGACAAAGUUUGAGUGGUGUUCCACUUCAUGCGACAACUGGGUUCAGUGCGAAAACUGUAAAAAGUGGCAUAUGUUACCUGAUAAUAGUAACCCCUCCAGUUUGCCUGACAAAUGGUAUUGUUGCCAACAUGUUGACUUGCCAGCAUAA